CGUUUGAUGAAUGCGUGGUGAUCGGCGCCGGUGAAAACCUGCUUACAUGGGCGAUGAGGUGUGGGUAGCCUCAACAGCGGAGAAAAACGCACGUCACUGCGCAUCUCCAGCGGUCGAAAUUUCUCCAUCUCGGCACGAUAUCAAGGAACGGGACCAUGGAGGACAGCAAUGCGAGGUGAAUUGCAUCAACGUCGAUCCUUUGGUGAAUAUACAAAUACCAGUGCAGAAGACGCUCGCUACCCAGCCAGCCCCUCUGGCGCGUCGAUUCCAUGACAGUAUCCCCUGCACCCUCUUCGAUACACUGCAUCAUUCAUCACCAGAACCACGAUUCAAAUCACCCCAGGAGAAACAAGGCAUAAUGAUCCAAUCGGAGCAAUCCACGAUCCUCGCCGCCCUCGUCGCCUGCCUCGGAUUCGCGCUUACCCUGGCCGGGGCCCUGUACGCCUACAACGAGGGCUACCUCGACCCUUGCAUCCAAAAGAUCGGCGUCUACCUGUUCAAGGCCAAAGCCAUGGCCGAGAAGAAGAAGCUCCAGGCUCAGGGGCAGAAGGCGGGUCGGGACUUUGUCGACUGUUAG
Gaeumannomyces tritici R3-111a-1 is the source of this 577-nucleotide messenger RNA. RefSeq lists its product as hypothetical. The record is from RefSeq and is a predicted model, not a curated record. The coding region runs from base 47 to 577 and encodes 176 amino acids. Lineage: Eukaryota; Fungi; Ascomycota; Sordariomycetes; Magnaporthales; Magnaporthaceae. The transcript is spliced from 2 exons.